AUGGAGGAACAACCAAAUGCUUCGCAGAGCGAAUGCCAACAAUGGGGAAAGGAAUUAACCGAUAUGCUUCAAGGAGUGGUUCUUCCAGAAAAGUCUGGAGUCCAUGGGCAAUGUAUUUUUAGAGUACCAGAUAGUAUUCGCGAAACUAACCCGAAGGCAUAUACUCCUCGGGUUGUUUCUAUUGGCCCUUUUCACAAAGCACGAUCUAAUGCAGACGACAAUGUUUUGAAAGCAAUGGAAGAGUUCAAAUUGAAAUAUCUCAAGGGAUUUCUAGAUCGAACCAAACUACGUGUGGAUGAUUUUGCUUGCUACCUUAAAGAUCAGGAAAAUCGAAUUCGAAGUUGCUAUGCAUGGCCUGUUGAGCCUCACAGCAAUCAUUUCUUAAAGAUGAUUCUGAUCGAUGCUUGUUUCAUAAUUGAGCAUUUUCUUAGAGAUUUUGAAGACAAUGAUUGGAUUUAUAAGGACCCUUUAUUGUUGAAACCAUGGCUGGUAGAUGAUGUUUAUGAUGACUUGACACUACUUGAAAAUCAACUUCCUUUCUUCGUUCUUGAAGGCAUCUACGAAAUUGCUCAAUUGAAUCUUCAAUUUCCCUCUUUUCUUGACAUCACUUUCGAAUAUUUUCAAGAAUACAACGAGCAGAACAUAACUUCUGAAAGAGUGCGUCCAAAACACUUCACUGAUCUUCUAAGAACUUUUUUUCUACCAUCAACAUUUGAUCUUGGAGAUACACCAGCAAAAAGAGAUGAACUCAAGUAUCUAUACAGUGCAAGCCAACUAUCAGAAGCAGGUCUAGCAUUCAAAGUUAAUCCAAGCAAAUGUUUACUUGACUUAGACUAUCAUGAUGGUGAAUUGACAAUCCCAUGCUUAACGGUACAUGAUGAAACUGAGAAAUUGUUCAGAAACAUAGUUGCAUUUGAGCAAUGUCUCUUCCCAAAUACACCCCUCGUUACUCAGUACCUAAAGGUGCUAGAUUAUCUUAUUGAUACUGAGAAAGAUGUGAAUUUACUAGUUGAUAAGAAAAUUAUUGUCAAUUACAUGGGUGACACCAAGGCAGUUGCUACAAUGGUUAACAGUCUUAGCACAAAUGUUGCCAUGCCGCAUUUCAAUUCGAAGUAUUUCUCUAUCUGCAUUAGCUUGAAUAAAUUCUAUGAAAAUCCUCGUAACAAAUAUAAGGCGAUCUUUAUACACGAGUACUUCAACACUCCUUGGAAAAUAGCAUCUACCGUUGCUGCAUCUAUGCUACUUUUGCUUACUCUGAUUCAGACUGUAUGUUCAGCCAUCCCACUUUUUAAAGGAUGA
Abrus precatorius (Indian licorice) is the source of this 1299-nucleotide messenger RNA. Its product is annotated as UPF0481 protein At3g47200-like. The coding region runs from base 1 to 1299 and encodes 432 amino acids. The record is from RefSeq and is a predicted model, not a curated record. NCBI's taxonomy places the organism in Eukaryota, Viridiplantae, Streptophyta, Magnoliopsida, Fabales, Fabaceae. The transcript has a single exon.